AUGGGUGUAUACGGAGGCCUAGGGCCAAUGACCAAUGCGGUUCUGUGGUUAGAAGCCGUUAUCUUUACAUUCUUUGUGGGCCUGCGACUCUACACGCGAAAGCAAAUCCUGAACUCCAUUGGAAUUGAUGACUAUUUGGUCUGUUUUGCUCUGGUUCUGCACCUUCUUUACACGAUCUUCGUCACCAUCGGCACUUACUACGGCCUGGGACAAUUGUACGCCACUGUCGGUGAUGCAACAAUCUAUUACACUGCUGUCAAGUAUGAGCUCUUCAGCCAGGUGGCUGGUCUCAUGGUCAUUGGCGUCGGCAAAGCAGCCGUGGGAACUUUCCUUCUUCGCAUCGUGCGAAACAAGAUUCAUAUUUGGGUUAUCUGGGGCUGCCUUGUCAUUACGACGGUUCUCACACUAUUUGCAAGCAUCGCUGUCAUCGUUCAGUGUGUGCCUGUCAAAAAGUCUUGGGACCCAUCUACCCCAGGAACAUGCUGGCUUAACUUUUCCAAUGUCGGCUACACUGUCGGAUCUUGGUUCGUCGCCGCCGAUUUCUCCUUUGCUAUUCUCCCCUGGUUCGUGGUCUGGGAUCUGAACAUGAAAAGAAAGGAGAAAAUCACUGUCGCCGUCGGUCUCAGUCUUGGAAUAUUUGCCGGAAUAUGUGGUAUCGUCCGAACUGUCGCGCUAUCAGGCUUAGACGCGUCCGAGUACAUCUAUGACACUGUCCCAAUGCUCAUCUGGUCCGCCACCGAGAGCUGCGUUACGAUAAUGUGCUCCACAAUCCCUGUUCUCCGCCCUCUCUAUAUCCGUGUUAGAUACGGAAAGGAUGGCAAAGAUAGCUCCUCCGGCGACAACUCUUAUAAACUGCCGAUGUAUGGCAGUGCUGGUCAAAAGACCAGCAGUAGGCACUAUGGCCAGAUUUCCAAAUAUGGGUUUGACACUUCGAUCAUGGAGUCAAAGAACUUUGAUCAGCAGACUGUCAUCCAGCCUACCAGGACGCAUGAUAGCGAUGAAGUGAUUCUUCGAAGCCCUGCUCGGAUUGAGAGGACUGAUGAAAUUUCUGUUAGUUAUGAGGUAUUUGGCGACAAGGUCUAG
This is a messenger RNA of Penicillium pulvis, 1083 nucleotides long. RefSeq lists its product as uncharacterized. The coding region runs from base 1 to 1083 and encodes 360 amino acids. The transcript is spliced from 5 exons. The record is from RefSeq and is a predicted model, not a curated record. Lineage: Eukaryota; Fungi; Ascomycota; Eurotiomycetes; Eurotiales; Aspergillaceae.